AUGAACGAAGUAGUCAGCAACAGCAGCACGGUCAAUUUUCCAGCACAAGCAACGAAUUACCAGAUGACACUUGCUUGGUUUGCUCUGGGGUCGUGGUUCGAGGCUUCAAUUGUCCUCUGUAGUCUGGAGUACAGCACGGAGGACUCCGUUAGCACAACUUUCUUCGGCUAG
Molecule: messenger RNA, 171 nt
Organism: Aspergillus fumigatus Af293
Lineage: Eukaryota; Fungi; Ascomycota; Eurotiomycetes; Eurotiales; Aspergillaceae
Source: RefSeq, a predicted model, not a curated record